Hypomesus transpacificus is the source of this 5088-nucleotide messenger RNA. RefSeq names its product discs large MAGUK scaffold protein 1b (gene dlg1b). Gene Ontology annotation, molecular function: kinase binding. Lineage: Eukaryota; Metazoa; Chordata; Actinopteri; Osmeriformes; Osmeridae. Gene Ontology annotation, biological process: neurotransmitter receptor localization to postsynaptic specialization membrane; chemical synaptic transmission. The transcript has 27 exons. The coding region runs from base 752 to 3754 and encodes 1000 amino acids. Gene Ontology annotation, cellular component: postsynaptic density membrane; neuron projection; neuromuscular junction. The record is from RefSeq and is a predicted model, not a curated record.
UACUUCCAACCCAAAGACGCCAUUUUGCAGGAAAGUUUGGAAUUUUCUAUCAUACUGUAGGGAGAAAGGAGGAGGGGUACUGAAAUAAGUUUAUUACGAAGGUUUACGUUUAUAUUUUGAGGUGAAAAGAGCACGAGGAGUAAAUUCCUGGAUUAGAAGAAGUAGUGGCAUUGGCACGGGACGAGUUCAUUGCUGCCACUGAACUACAUUUGCGGUUUUUGAGUUUUUUUUCCAGCCACCCUUGCUGCAACCCUUAAAUUUUCUUAGUUGCGUGGACACCUGGGCAUGCACGGAUUGGCGAUCUUUGCAGACGACUGAAAAGGAAUUUUUGUGCUUUGUAUGGAUUUUUACGAGCAGUCGGACCUAGUUAGUAAAAGACCGACUAUAUCAUAUGUGGUGUCGUGGCGUCCCCUCUUUGCCGCUGUCAGGUUCAAGAAGUGCAGCUGUCAGCUAGCUGGUACUCGGUAGUUGCAUUUUUUGCAGGGACCUCCUGUCCGCCUACAUUUAAACGGUAACGUUACUGUAGCUACCUCUUUUAGAAACACAGUGACGUGUUCUUUCCAGUUAGUUUUGGGAAUUUUACAUACGGAACUUGCAGUUUCAUUGUGGAGCGAUUUUGUUGCCCCUUGGCACUGAUAUUGGACACCAGCAGAGUGAAAGUGUUCCAGUCGCGUGCUCUUAACACAUUUAGUAUCUGCGACUGGCGGGUUAGCGACCUAGCUAUAUCACAUUGGCUCGAGCCAGCCUAAUCAUGCCAGUACGAAAGAAAGAUGCACAGCGAGCCCUGUCACUCUUGGAAGAAUAUCGGACAAAGCUUAAUCAUACGGAGGACCGACAAUUGAGACACUCAAUUCAGAGGGUUAUUGACAUCUUUCAGAGUAAUCUUUUCCAGGCACUCAUAGAUAUCCAGGAAUUUUACGAAGUGACCUUAUUGGACAGUCAGAAAUUUGUGGAGUCACCAAAGGCUGUGGAACCUAUGCCGCCAGUCAACCUAUGGGACUUCUCCAGCCUCCAAAGCACAACGGUGACGUCCGACACCCUGCCCAGCCUUAGCACCAGCAUAGAGGACUCUCCCCUUCUAAAUGAAAUACUCCACACGCUGGCACAGGCAAAAGCCUCGCCCUGUGAGGUCGAACAGAAGUACAAGCACCACGAUGAGGACACGUCCCCCCAGGAGCAGAGCUCCCCCCAGCUCACAGACGAGAGUCCUGGCCCCGAGCUGGUCCAGGUGGCGGAGAAGAACAUCUCCCAGAUCGAGAACGUCCACGGCUACGUGGCACAUGCGCACAUCUCGCCCAUGAAGGUAGCGUCUCUGGAAUGCAUCUUUGACGGGUCGUCUGCUCUAGGACAGCUGGAAGUCCCUCCCCUCACGCCCACAUCCCCGUACCCUCCAAGCGAGGACAGCCCCCUCCCUUCGUGCUCCUCUACCCCCUACCCCCAAAGCCAGGGCCUGUUUCAGCAGACAGAUGCCGCCCCGCCUUCCUCUCCCAUAAUCCCUGUGAUCCCAAUCUCAGCUGAGACUGCUGUCAUCCCUCCGACGUCACAGGCGAACCCUCCCCCUGUAGUGGUCAAUACAGACAGUCUGGACACGCCUCCAUAUGUUAACGGAACCGAAGCAGAUUAUGAAUAUGAGGAGAUUACGCUUGAACGGGGAAAUUCGGGUCUGGGUUUCAGUAUCGCAGGGGGCACAGAUAACCCACACAUCGGAGAAGACCCGAGUAUCUUCAUCACAAAGGUUAUCCCUGGGGGUGCAGCAGCCCAGGAUGGACGUCUUCGUGUCAACGAUGUGAUCCUGAGAGUCAACGAGGCGGAUGUCCGGGACGUGACCCACAGUCGGGCUGUGGAAGCACUGAAGGAGGCGGGCUCGCUUGUACGCCUCUACGUGCGCCGGAGGAAGGCCGUCUCUGAGAAGCUGAUGGAGAUCAAGCUGGUGAAAGGGCCUAAAGGUCUUGGUUUCAGUAUAGCAGGGGGUGUGGGGAACCAGCACAUCCCAGGGGAUAACAGCAUCUACGUCACCAAGAUCAUCGAAGGAGGAGCUGCACACAAAGACGGAAGAUUACAGAUAGGAGACAAACUUCUGGCUGUGAACAGUGCUUGCCUUGAAGAGGUGAGCCAUGAACACGCCGUGACUGCCUUGAAAAACACCCCCGACGUGGUCUACUUGAAAGUGGCAAAACCCAACAGUGUCUUCAUGAAUGACAGCUUUGCUCCGCCUGACAUCACCAACUCCUACUCCCAACACAUGGAGAACCAUAUCAGCCCUCCCAGCUUCCUGGGACAGCCCCUCCCAUCUGCCCCCUCGGGACGCUACUCACCCACCCCCAAGAGCAUGCUGGGAGAGGAUGAUGUCACCAGAGAACCUAGAAAGGUGGUGCUCCACAGAGGAGCUACGGGGCUGGGCUUCAACAUAGUGGGCGGGGAAGAUGGAGAGGGCAUCUUCAUCUCCUUCAUCCUGGCAGGAGGCCCUGCAGACCUGUGUGGGGAGCUGAGGAAAGGAGACCGCCUUGUCUCUGUGAAUGGUGUGGACCUCCGCAGUGCCACACAUGAACAGGCGGCGGCGGCCCUCAAGAAUGCUGGUCAAACUGUCACCAUCGUGGCCCACUACAGGCCAGAGGAGUACAGUCGGUUUGAGGCGAAGAUUCACGACCUGCGGGAACAGAUGAUGAACAGCAGCAUCAGCUCUGGGUCGGGCUCCCUGCGGACCAGUCAGAAGCGAUCACUCUACGUUAGAGCCCUGUUUGACUAUGACAAAACCAAGGACUCGGGCCUUCCGAGCCAGGGCCUCAACUUCAAGUUUGGCGACAUCCUUCAUGUGGUGAACGCCUCAGAUGACGAGUGGUGGCAGGCCCGCCAGGUGACCCCUGAAGGCGAGGUGGAGGAAGUUGGUGUCAUCCCCAGCAAGAGACGGGUGGAAAAGAAGGAGCGGGCGAGGUUAAAGACGGUCAAGUUUAACUCCAAGUCUCAGAGAGACAGAGGGCAGUCACUCAAUGACAAGCGUAAAAAGAACCUCUUUUCCCGAAAGUUCCUUUUCUACAAGAACAAGGAUGCGAGCGAGCAGGAAACGAGUGAUGUUGAGCAACAUGUGACUUCUAAUGCCAGCGAUAGUGAAAGUAGUUACCGUGGUCAAGAAGAAUAUGUGCUGUCCUACGAGCCAGUCAGCCAACAGGAAGUGAACUACACCCGGCCAGUUAUAAUCCUGGGUCCCAUGAAAGAUCGGAUAAAUGAUGACCUGAUAUCGGAGUUCCCAGACAAAUUUGGUUCUUGUGUUCCUCACACGACCCGGCCCAAGCGGGACUACGAGGUGGAUGCCAGAGACUACCACUUUGUGGUCUCCAGAGAGCAGAUGGAGAAGGACAUCCAGGACCAUAAGUUCAUUGAGGCGGGCCAGUACAACAACCACCUGUACGGCACCAGUGUGCAGUCCGUACGUGAGGUGGCAGAGAAGGGCAAACACUGCAUCCUGGACGUGUCGGGCAACGCCAUCAAGAGACUCCAGCUGGCACAGCUCCACCCCAUCGCUGUCUUCAUCAAACCCAAAUCAGUGGAGAACAUCAUGGAAAUGAACAAGAGACUGACAGAGGAGCAGGGAAGGAAGACCUUUGACAGAGCCACCAAGCUGGAGCAGGAGUUCACUGAGCAUUUUACAGCUAUUGUUCAAGGAGACACUUUGGAGGAGAUCUACGAUCAAGUCAAACAGAUCAUAGAGGAACAAUCUGGCCCGUUCAUAUGGGUACUAUCCAAGGAGAAGUUAUGAAAGGUCACGCUUUCUACUCCGCCAUCGUCCUCUCUGUAUUUAUAUUUUUUAUUUUUUUUACCAAACUGGUCUGCUGUAACUACCCCCACAACCCACCCCCUCAACCCAACUUCGCCCCAAACCCACUCCUGCCCAACCCAACUUACCCACCCCUUGUCUACCUGCUACACAGUCCCUGAUACCAUCAUUCUUUUUCCUACCUAACCCACCCAUCCCCUCUCUAUGCCAGGUUUCUCACAUUAAGGUCGAAGUUUGUCAGACCUUAUUGGCCAACCAUAAAACGUUGGACCAUGUAAUACGAAGUCUUGAGUCCCCAUUGGGGUCACCCCCGAGAAGUGACACCCAGUGAACGAGACCAGCAGCGCAAAGCACACAGGGUGUAGGAUUUUAAAAACGGUACAGUUCCUUAAUGUUUAAGGGAGGUGAAACAAAUGUGUAUGUGUAAGCGGAUUGUGGGUGCGUAUGUCCUAUUUAAAAAGGUUUUUAUUUUGGGGGGGAGGGGGGGGGGGGUCGAGGACGACUGAGGGGAUUUCCGUCUCAGGCUUUCAGGCGUCAAAAGUAUAGUGGAAACACAGAGCAAAACUUUGCACGAUAUAGCUUUAACAGCAUGUCUUUUAGUAUAUUUUCUCCCCUCCACCCCUUAUCAUCCUGUACCUUCAGCAUACACAGUAUAUCAUAAAAUUAUUAUUUUCCUUUUUUAACACAUAGUUGUAUUCACUUUUUCUCUCCUUACCAGUGUGUCCAUGAUAGAAAAGCCAUUGUACUUUGCAUCUUUGAGUGACACAGAUAUGCAUUUUGUGUGUGACAGGAUAGAACAAAAGUCUUUAACUCAAGUCCUGGAGAUGGGUUUGUGGAAGUGUGUUCUGGGUUUUACAAAGUGGAGUGAACGAGAGGAUGGUAACUGGCUUGUACUGUUCAGAUUCAAUAGUGAAUUAAUUGCAGAUUUAUUUUUUAACUAAUCUGGCCAGUGGGUUUCUGGACUAAUGGACAUUUGCAAGGCUUUGUUACAAAAAACUCAAUGCUGAUCAAAGGACGACACAAAAACGCACCGCUUCAGAGCUUGAGUUUAAGAUCGCUAUAAGAAUGAUGUAACGUUUUUUUAAGCAGUUAUCAGUGUCUUACUGUUCAAUGACCUAUCUUUGAUCAUUUGAGUUAUUUUUUUAAGAGUCCUUUACAAAUGCGGAAAAGGAACUGCCAUUGUAGGUGUCCGUAGAUCUGUCAGCAAAAUGCAGAUGCAACAAUUGAAGAAUUUAUUGUACAAUGAGAUUUUAACAGAUAUUUAACCCUCCGUAAACUGCCUAUUUUGUUAUAAUAAAAGUCUAUAUUGAACUUUA